This is a messenger RNA of Neurospora tetraspora, 990 nucleotides long. RefSeq names its product Extradiol ring-cleavage dioxygenase, class III enzyme, subunit B. Gene Ontology annotation, molecular function: ferrous iron binding; zinc ion binding; oxidoreductase activity, acting on single donors with incorporation of molecular oxygen. The coding region runs from base 1 to 990 and encodes 329 amino acids. Lineage: Eukaryota; Fungi; Ascomycota; Sordariomycetes; Sordariales; Sordariaceae. The transcript is spliced from 3 exons. The record is from RefSeq and is a predicted model, not a curated record.
AUGCCUAAUCCGCGGCCACGCAGCCGACCUCUUAUGAUCGUUCCUGUCCUCGUUGCCGCCCUGGCGAUCCUCCUGGCUUCCUCUUCAACUGCUCGCGGCCUGUUCUCCCGGGUCCGAAGCGAAACCUUCAACAAGUUUACUACAGCUUUUAACAACGCCCCCAAGGCCAACCUCACAACCACCACUACUUCACCGCUUCAGGCUGCCGCCACAGCAAACUUGACCUCUUCCAAGAUGGGCAGGCCCCCUGUAUACUUUUUCUCCCACGGAGGACCCGACGUCCAAUACAACACCAAACACCCCGUCUACCCGAUCCUCCAAGCCAUCGGCAAAGAAAUCGUCCAAAAAGUCAAGCCCAAAGCCGUCGUCGUCUUCUCCGCCCACUGGCAAGCCACCCCCUCCGAGAUCCACCUCAACAACGGCGGUGGCCCAACAGACCUGAUCUACGACUUCUACGGCUUCCCCGACCACUUCUACAAGGCGACUUUCCCUGCAACCGGAUCCCCCCAGCUAGCCGCCAAAAUCCAGCAGCUCCUGAUCAAAAACAACAUCCAGUCCAAGGGUCUCAAGCGGGGACUCGACCACGGCGUUUUCUCGGGUUUCAACGUCGCUUUUCCACCAAACACGGACCGAGCCAUCACCGUCCCGCUUGUGCAAGUCUCGCUUUUCAAGUCCGAAGAUCCGGACGCGCACUAUCGUCUGGGACAGGCCUUCUCGUGGGGCGAUCCCAACCCGCUUCCCUAUGCGGUCAGCUUCGAUAACGCGCUGAAGGAGGCGGUGGAGGGCGAUGCGGAGGGCAGGCUGGACCGCAUGAGGGCGGCGGCGAAGAGGCCGGACGCCAGACAGGCGCACCCGUGGAUGGAUCACUUGAUGCCUAUCUAUGUGGCGGCGGGCGCGGCGGGGAAGGAUAAGGGCGUGCAGACGUGGACGUUGCAUGAGGGGAGCUUUGCUUGGGCGCAGUAUCGGUUUGGGGAUGUACCUGAGGAGUGA